AUGAUCCAAAAAUUACUACAUCCAUCAUCGACAACGGCAUGGUGGGAAAUCGCAGAUACUCCAAACAAAUCUCAGGUAUUUCAAAAACCAGAGCCCAUCCGAUCGAGACAGCUUUUUCAGCGUUCGUUAUCAACUUUGCCAGAUUUCUCAAUUGAAAAAGACCCGACAGAUCGCUCAACAUUACUUACUGUUAUUUUGCCUCGUUCUCCAACCAAUUUUGGCCAAUUUAUCGCUAAAGUUGUUGACAUUUCACCAGUCGUAGAUCUAUCAGAACGCGAUAUCAACAGGACAUUUUUAGCAUCACCAUCAGAUUUCAAGACUAUCAACAUUCACGGCCUUCAUCCUGGCCAUCAAUACAGUAUAUCAGUGAUUGGUAGGCGAAAAGGUGAAUCGGAACUGAUCAAGGAAGAAAGAGUGAUAACAGACCCAAUAGCACCAGAUUUCGCCUCCCGUAAUGCAACCAUCCUUUCCUUUCACACUAAUAUUACUCUACGAGCAUUGAAACCUGAAAAAGCCCUACAGGAUAGCUACCAAAUAUCUUAUAUACAACUUGAUCCGUUGCGAUAUUUUCCAAAACUUGAAAUUAAUGAUAUUCCGGAACAAAGGUAUAUAGAAAUUUAUCUUGGGAAUCUAAUGCCUGGACAAGAUUAUAAUGUUUCUAUUACGCCACAAAUAAAGAAUGUCGAAGGUCGACCGUGGAAUGGAAUCCUAACAACAAAGCCUUAUUCUCCAGAAAAUUUAGCAGUAGCAGAACUCAAUGCUACAUGUGUACGGCUUUCAUGGUUCUUAACAUCAAGAACAGGGGCUGAUUCAAUUUCGAUCAGUUAUCGACUUAAUAGGAUCAGUACUUCGUUGAUGGAGGUGACAGUACAAAGUAACCAAAGAUUAGUCGAAAUAUGUAAUGGUCUACAACCCGGACGAACGUAUAUGUUCAUUGCAAGAACGAAAAAAAGCAGUGAAACAUCGGAAGGUAUCAAACUAAUAUAUACGAUGAAGCCAAAAGUACCUGAAAAUUUGAAAAUUUUAAUGGAUUAUGAGAAGCGGAAAUUCAGAUUGAUUAUGGACAUAGCAUCAGAAUCUGAAAGUCACAUAGAGAAAUGUUUUGUAAGUUUGGUGAAUGAAAAACUAGACGUUAUUGAAAGAACAUCAGCUGUUGACAAUUCGAAAAGUACCUCACCUGCCAGACAAUGUUCAAUCUACGUGGAUCUACAUCCUGGCCAACGUUAUGAAGUUUCUGCAAAAACAAUUAGCGAAAACACAUCGAGUAAUGUCAUCUCCAAAAGUUUUGCCUUACAACCAGCUUUUGAUAUGGAAACCUUUGGACUGCAGCUAUCAGAAUCUGACGGUACUUUGAUAUUAAAAUGGCCCGUAGCCGAGAUGGCUCGAGCACGAUUAGAUGAUGUUUGGGAAAAUAUUGUUGGUUCUGACAGCACGCUGCAUUUGCGCGUUGAUCCACUAAGUAAGUCAAUCAGUGGCACGUGGCAAGAGCAGUCAAAACGCUUUGAGCGAAAACAAUAUGAACGUGAUCCCUUAAUUGUUCCAAAGUUAAGACGUGGUUCUUGCUAUAAGGUAAGAUGA
Messenger RNA from Loa loa (African eye worm), 1578 nucleotides. RefSeq lists its product as hypothetical. Gene Ontology annotation, molecular function: protein binding. The coding region runs from base 1 to 1578 and encodes 525 amino acids. NCBI's taxonomy places the organism in Eukaryota, Metazoa, Nematoda, Chromadorea, Rhabditida, Onchocercidae. The transcript is spliced from 10 exons. The record is from RefSeq and is a predicted model, not a curated record.